AUGGAUACUGCAGUGAAUCGUGAUCUUUUUCUUGAAAAGCUAAAUGUAUUAAUUACGGGUAAACGAGGAGACAAUUGCUUUUAUUUUUCUCGAGAAAAGUACUCUAAAAUACUUUCUGAAGUGGUUUCUGCUAAAACUAAGUGUAACACACCUUUGGAUUACAGACGAUUAAAACGUUUUGACGUUUUAAAAAUUAAUGAUGAAGAGAAGUUAAUUGUACCAUUAAAACCAGGAGAAACGAAUAUACAGUAUUAUGUUACCAAUGAGGAAUUGUUCAGUAUACUAUAUGAAGCUCACGCCAGGACAGGCCAUGGAGGAAGAACACGUAUGCUUAAAGAGUUGCAAAAUAAAUACAAAAAUAUUACAGAUGAAGUUGUAAUGUUGUAUUUAAAUCUAUGCAAACAGUGUCAAAUGAAACACAGUGCACCUAAGAAAGGUAUUGUUGUGAAACCAAUGAUCAGUUCUGAGUUAAACUCAAGAUGUCAAGUUGAUCUGAUAGAUCUGCAGUCAAACUCAGAUGGUGAAUAUAAGUUCAUAAUGGUGUAUCAAGAUCAUUUAACUAAGUUUGUCCAGCUACGACCUUUGAAAACUAAGAGGACUGAAGAAGUAACAUAUCACGUUCUUCCAAUAUUUUUAACAUUUGGUGCUCCAGCAAUAUUGCAAUCAGAUAAUGGUAGAGAAUUCAGUAAUCAAGUCAUAUCCGAAAUAUGCGCUAUGUGGAAAGAUGUUAAGAUAGUUCAUGGAAAGCCUCGUCACAGUCAAACACAAGGCUCAGUUGAAAGGGCCAAUCAGGAUAUACAGAAUAUGCUAACUGCAUGGAUGAACGAUAACAAUACAAAUAAAUGGUCAGAAGGUUUACCCUUUGUUCAAUUUGCCAAGAACACUACAUACCACGAAGGAAUACGCCAAAGUUCUUAUGAAGCCAUGUUUGGCAUUAAAGCGAAAAGAGGCAUAGCAUCGUCUUUUUUGCCUAGCGAACAAAUCGCAAGUAUCGAAACUGAGGAACAACUUGAAGAAAUCGCCAAUACUUUUGAAACCGAAGAACAGCUUGAAGAAACUGGUAAUACUUCUGAAAAAAAUUUGAGCUGUGGUCAAACUGAAAACCAAAUUCCAAAGAAAAAUAUUGAAGAGGACUUGCAAUCUACCACGUCUUCACAUCAAGUUCUGAACGAAAAACACGAGUUAAUUUCUAUAAAAAGAGCGGCCGCGAAAGAGAAUCUUCUACUGCAAGCAACAAAAAUGUUGCGAACCUCACAAAAUCAAUUUCCUCCUGCUCAAAUUGGUGAUACUGUACGAAGUCCCUGA
Molecule: messenger RNA, 1305 nt
Organism: Argiope bruennichi
Lineage: Eukaryota; Metazoa; Arthropoda; Arachnida; Araneae; Araneidae
Product: KRAB-A domain-containing protein 2-like
Exons: 1
Coding region: 1-1305 (434 amino acids)
Biological process (GO): DNA integration
Molecular function (GO): nucleic acid binding
Source: RefSeq, a predicted model, not a curated record